Messenger RNA from Homarus americanus (American lobster), 973 nucleotides. Its product is annotated as dormancy-associated protein 2-like. Bases 103 to 768 code for a protein of 221 amino acids. NCBI's taxonomy places the organism in Eukaryota, Metazoa, Arthropoda, Malacostraca, Decapoda, Nephropidae. The record is from RefSeq and is a predicted model, not a curated record. The transcript is spliced from 2 exons.
CACGCGUACCUCGCCACAGGGAUAAAUACCUUGAUUCCUUGCUGCAAAAUCUAGAGAGGACACGGCCUUUAACCUGGGAUAAGAACCAUCUCACCACACAUCAUGAAGAUUCUGGUGAUGCUGGCCUUGUGUGCCCUGACUGGGUCGAUACUCGCUGCUCCGGAUCCUUCGCCCAACCCUAACCCUCUGGCCAGCCCUGAUCCAUUGCCCAAGGCUGAUCCUGUCGCUCUUCCCGACCCUGACCCACAUCGAAGUCGAGGAAGGGGUCGAGGCAGCCGUUUCGGAGGAUUUACGGUCGGCUUUUCAGGACAUCGUGGUGGUGGAAGGCAUCGUGGUUUUUCAGGACAUCGUGGUGGUGGAGGGAAUCGUGGUUUUUCUGGACAUCGCGGCGGUGGAGGAUACUUUGGAGGUGGAAAUCUCAUCAGUUUUCUUACUGGUAGCCAUGGUCUCUUCGGUAGCCGUGGUAGACCUAGUAGCCAUGGUAGACCUAGUAGCCAUGGUAGACCUAGUAGCCAUGGUCUCUUCGGUAGCCAUGGUAGACCUAGUAGCCAUGGUAGACCUAGUAGCCAUGGUCUCUUCGGUAGCCAUGGUAGACCUAGUAGCCAUGGUAGACCUAGUAGCCAUGGUAGACCUAGUAGCCAUGGUCUCUUCGGUAGCCAUGGUAGACCUAGUAGCCAUGGUAGACCUAGUAGCCAUGGUGGCCAUUCUAACUUUGGAAACUUCGGUGGGCACUCUGGUGGGCAUAGCAGUCAUGGACAUUUUGGUUAACCCGGCAGCAUCGUCCACACCAACUUCAUUAUUAUACCGCCACUACUAAGCUGACCCAGCAUGAUCUGUCCAGCCCCUCUCACCACCUACAAAAGAUAGAUUCAACCACCGAUUCUCCAACUACCACCACUACUACAACUACCACCCCUACAACAACUACCACCACUACAACAACUACCACCACUACAACAACUACCACCACUAC